This is a messenger RNA of Etheostoma cragini (Arkansas darter), 2316 nucleotides long. RefSeq names its product FAD-dependent oxidoreductase domain containing 2 (gene foxred2). Bases 155 to 2209 code for a protein of 684 amino acids. Gene Ontology annotation, molecular function: monooxygenase activity; flavin adenine dinucleotide binding. The transcript is spliced from 10 exons. The record is from RefSeq and is a predicted model, not a curated record. Lineage: Eukaryota; Metazoa; Chordata; Actinopteri; Perciformes; Percidae.
GGGGGUGUCUUCUACCCAGACACAGUACGGGUCUAGCUUAUAGUGAAUUGUGCUUUAAGAUGCAAAAGCGUAACUAUGUAGCAGUCUCGACAGGUUUGAUACAUGCUAAACUACAGAUGUUGCGCUCGAGGGAUCGACUAAUAUAAAAAAGGGUAUGGAUUCGAAGCUUCCUUGUUUGAUCCUCUUCAUCGUGUUUGGCUGUGUCAGAUGCUCGUCUGACGACCCCCCCAACAACGGCACCCGCCACCAUGACUACUGCGUGCUCGGAGCCGGGCCCGCGGGACUGCAGAUGGGGUACUUCCUCUCCAAGGCUAAGAGAGACUACAUCAUCAUGGAGAGGAACUCCGGACCGGGCAGCUUCUUUAACAAGUAUCCCAGGCACAGGAAGCUCAUUAGUAUUAACAAGAUCCACACAGGAAGGCAGAACCGAGAGUUCAACCUGCGCCACGAUUGGAACUCGCUGCUGAGCGACAGACCUGACCUGCUGCUCAAGAGAGUGAGCGGUGACUUUUACCCUCCAGCGGACGCCUUCCCGCUCUACCUGUCCAUGUUCGUGAAGGAGCUCGGGCUGAAGGUCCGGUAUGGUGUGGACAUCGGAAGGAUCAGGGCAGUGCAGUCAGCCGCCGGCAGAAGAUACAUCCUGACUGACCAACAUGCAUCGGACUACACAUGCAGCGUCCUUCUGGUGGCCACAGGUUUGUGGGUUCCUCACAAGGUAGAGUUUGUCGGGUCUCACCUGGUCGAAGGCUACGAGUCCAUCUCCACUAAUCCUGAGGACUACAAGGACCAGUCGGUGCUGAUUCUGGGCAAGGGGAACUCGGCGUUUGAAACAGCCCAGAGCAUCUUGGGAAGAGCAAGCCAUGUGCACAUGAUCAGCUCCAGCCCCGUUCGACUCGCUUGGCAAACACAUUACGUCGGAGAUCUCAGAGCUGUGAAUAAUGAGCUCAUAGACACAUAUCAGCUGAAGUCCCUUGAUGGGUUGUUGGAGGCACACCUGGACAAAAUAGUCAUCGCUCAACGACAGGAGCAAGGCAGGACGAGGUCAGGUAAAAAGAAGAAAGAGAAGAAGGGACAGUUGUACGUGACAUUAAAGAAGUUCUUACAACACCAGGAACAGAAGAACAGCUCAGAUGUGACAGGAGAAGAACUGCCAGGAUAUUACAUCGACAACUUCUCCUUGCGGAAGCCCUACGACCGAGUGAUUCGAUGCCUUGGCUUCCGAUUCAACUUCAGCAUAUUUGACAGCUCUACCUGCCCACCGAAAAGUGACAAUGCCAAAGGGCGGUUGCCGCAGGUGACAGCCUGGUAUGAAGGGAAGGUGACCCCUGGCCUGUUUGUGCUGGGAACCGCUGCUCACUCCAGAGACUACCGCUCGUCUGCUGGCGGCUUCGUCCAUGGAUUCCGGUACACAGUGCGUGCUGUACAUCGUGUACUUGAACAACGUUACCAUAGUAACCCGUGGCCCUCGACAAAACUGCGGACAUCGCAGCUGCAGUCCUGGAUCCUGAAGCGGGUCGGCGAGGCUUCUGGACCGUACCAAAUGUUUGAGGUGCUGGGGGACGUUAUACUUCUCCGAGGCUCUCACUGUGAAUACGUGGAAGAGUUUACACUCCAGGCCUUGCCUCAGUUCUCCAAUCUCUCGGGCCACGAGGUCUCACACCAUGGACUCAUCGUUCUAGUCAUGCAGUACGGGAAGAAGAAGAUAGAUUAUCUGGGGCCGGAAAGGACUGAAGGAGACUGGACCAAAGCAUGGAAAUCCAACUUCCUGCACCCUGUUUUAUACUACUAUGACACACUUCCUACUGAGGAAGAAAUAGAGCUCCGUCCCUCUGGCUGGGCUUUACCGAGGCCCAAGGCGAUCCAUCACAUGGUCGAGGACUUCCUCGCUGAAUGGGAUAGUCCCAUAUCUCACAUCCAGCCUUUGCGGCGCUUCCUGGAGCACUGUGUCCAGACUGACCUCAGGGCCUUCUACGCGGAAUCAUGUUUCCGUUCGGCCCUUACCCACCGAAAACCGCCGCUGUUUUGUCAGCAGGGAUACUUGCAGCAGCAGGGCGUCGCUCGCAUCAAACAGCCGAGGCAGCACAUCAGCGACGCUGGACUGAUGCCUACUGAGCAAGAUGCAGGCACAUCCGUGGCUGACCCCGCAUUCCCCAACUGCCUGGCCCAAGCCGGAGCCUCCGAGUCCUCGGGACUGAAACUUGACUCCUGAUUGUUCUUCUCAAGCGUUUUAAAGCCAUGCCUCUGAUGCUGUUGAAGUUACUCAAACUCGCUACCUCCAGCACCCAUAAUUCCCUGCAUGAAACCAAAUAUUUUGAC